GAGAAGAGGCGAGGGAGGGGGAAGGGGAGUAGUGGCUUGUGCGCCUGCCACGGCGGGGGCUCCGUGACGCGCGGGCCCCUGUGUGCGGCAGCGGCGGCACUAGCGGGGGCCGGGGCCGGGCCGGGAGUGCGGCGGCGGCGGCGGUGGCCGGAGCGGAGAGCGGAGCGGAGCUGGGGCUGGGGCUGGGCCUGGGGCUGGGGCCGGGGCCGGAGCCACAGCGCCGGGUCCGAGGAGCAGCCGCCCCCCCGCCCGGGCAGCUCUAUGGACAGGAGCUCCCUGCUGCAGCUCAUCCAGGAGCAGCUGGACCCAGACAACACUGGCUUCAUUGGCGUUGAGACCUUCACUGGCCUGGUGCACAGCCAUGAACUGCCACUGGACCCUGCCAAACUGGACAUGCUGGUGGCACUGGCCCAGAGCAACGACCAAGGACAGAUCUGCUACCAGGAGUUGGUAGACCUGAUCAGUAGCAAACGCUCCAGUAGCUUCAAGAGGGCCAUCACCAAUGGGCAGCGUGCCCUGCCUCGGGAUGGGCUACUGGAUGAGCCAGGCCUUGGUUUCUACAAGCGCUUUGUGCGAUACGUGGCCUAUGAGAUCCUACCUUGUGAGAUGGACCGCCGAUGGUACUUCUACCAGCACCGAACCUGCCCACCCCCAGUCUUCAUGGCUACUGUCACACUCACCCAGAUCAUCGUGUUCUUGUGUUAUGGGGCCCGGCUGAACAAGUGGGUGUUGCAGACCUAUCACCCUGAGUACAUGAAGAGUCCUCUGGUAUACCACCCCGGCCACCGUGCCCGAGCCUGGCGUUUUCUCACCUACAUGUUCAUGCAUGUCGGGUUGGAACAGCUGGGCUUCAACGCUCUCCUGCAGCUCAUGAUUGGCGUGCCCCUGGAGAUGGUGCACGGGGUGCUUCGGAUAGGUUUCCUUUACUUGGCAGGCGUGCUGGCAGGUUCCCUGACAGUCUCCAUCACGGACAUGCGGGCCCCGGUGGUAGGGGGUUCCGGUGGCGUCUAUGCCCUCUGUUCUGCCCACCUGGCUAAUGUUGUCAUGAACUGGGCCGGGAUGCGCUGCCCCUACAAAUUGCUGAGGAUGGUGCUGGCCCUGGUGUGCAUGAGCUCAGAGGUGGGCCGAGCCGUUUGGCUCCGCUUCUCCCCGCCCCUGCCUGCCUCAGGCCCUCAGCCCAGCUUCAUGGCCCAUCUGGCGGGCGCCGUCGUGGGCAUCAGCAUGGGCCUGACCAUCCUCCGAAGCUAUGAGGAGAACCUGCAGGACCAGUGUGGCUGGUGGGUGGUGCUGCUCUCCUAUGCCACCUUCCUCCUUUUUGCCAUCUUCUGGAACAUCUUCGCCUAUGACCUGUUGGGGGCACAGGUCCUGCCUCCCCCCCCCUAGUGUCCCCUGAAAGUGCCAACACCGCCACUCCGGUGCCACCAUCUGCCAGGCAGCCAGGAUGCGGUUGUUAUUCCUCCCUGUUAACGUGAACCUGACUGAGAUGGGUCUAAUGCCUGGCCCGGUUCUCCAGUAACAAGAACAACAUAAGGUGCCAACUUCCCACUGGAUGCUGGGCUGGGCUGGGCAUGCAGGUGCGUGCAUGUGAUUCUGUGUGCAGGCUAGUCAGGGCACAGCCCCCCUUGGCAGGACCUCCAGGUGUGGGCCUGCAUGUCCACCCUCUACUGAAUGUAUGUUUUAAAGCUGCUUUUCCCACCCCUGCCCCCUGUGCCCACCUGCCUGGGAAGGGCAGGGGCCCCACUGCUCCCCCCCCCCCCACCAAUUUCCCUCAGCUGGCUCUUUUCUCUCUAAUUCUCCCCAGUGGCUGCAGGGACUUCAGCUCUAUGGCCCUACAAGCUACUGAAUUCAGGGCCUCUCAAGCCUUACACUGGUCCUGGGCCCAAAUCCUCUCCCAAGUCUCCCUGCCACUAGGGAAGCCACAGUCUGAGGCUGCCCCAGGGAAGGUAGGAGGGGAUGUUGCCUGGAGGAAGUCAGGGGUAGUAACCAGAGGAGAGCACCCAGCAGAGCAGAAUAGAGGCCCCAGGGCCUCCAGAGUCAAGAGCCAGUUUGAUGGAUUUGCUGUCUGAGCCUUUUUGGAGUAUGAAUAAAUAUUUUACACAGCAGCUGGCCAAGCAGUCUCCAAGUAGAACGCCAAUCUCAGCUCCCGGCCUACCCCCAACACUGCUCAAAUGACCUUCGCUCUCCCUUCUCCCCCUCCUCUAGAAGCCCUGCUGUUGGAAUAGAGGCCAAAGCAGAUUCCCCUGGGAUCUCCUGCUAUUUCCAGCUUCUGGUCUUUCCCAACAACUUCUCGGGCCUGUAAAGACUUCCCUCCUCACACCUCCGAAUUUAGGCUCAUGUGUGAAGGCAAUUAGGAAGCUGUUUACACCUCCUGCCAUAGCAGUUAGCUAAGAGCUGCUGAGCCACUAGGGCCCACCCCAUUCAUUUCCUGAAAUCCCAGGAGGCCCAAAGCAGGGCCCUACCGGCUUUUAAGCACCUACAUACAGCCUUUUCUAGUUUCUGAAUUUGGGGAAAGCCCCAGUAGCUGGUGUUUUAUCUCCGGAAAACUAAGUUCUUUCUGAUUUCCCCCUCUUCCUGGCUUUCCCUGAGAGAAUCAUUUCUCUAUUCAAUUAAUACUAUUCAACUUUCUGAGGGAAGUAGGGUAUCCCCCAACAACACAUCCAGGACAAAAGAAAACAAACACUGGGCGAGUUUGAGCCUUGGUCUGUGGAGGAACUGAACACAACUCCCAUGGGGCAUUUAGUGAUGGGACUGGAGACCCACUUUCCAUCCUCCUGACUCCCAGCUCAGUGCUAGCCUGGGAGAGGAUAUCAAAGGAGUUGAGAUCCCGAGGAGGUGGGGACAGUAGGCAACUUUUUUUUUUUUAGCAACAAACAUUUUAUUUUUUCCAGU
Messenger RNA from Dromiciops gliroides (monito del monte), 2889 nucleotides. It is a transcript of the gene RHBDL1, whose product is annotated as rhomboid like 1. Gene Ontology annotation, molecular function: serine-type endopeptidase activity. The transcript has 8 exons. The coding region runs from base 262 to 1383 and encodes 373 amino acids. The record is from RefSeq and is a predicted model, not a curated record. Gene Ontology annotation, cellular component: membrane. Lineage: Eukaryota; Metazoa; Chordata; Mammalia; Microbiotheria; Microbiotheriidae.